Lathyrus sativus (Indian pea) is the source of this 378-nucleotide messenger RNA. The record is from the annotation of a GenBank genome assembly. Lineage: Eukaryota; Viridiplantae; Streptophyta; Magnoliopsida; Fabales; Fabaceae.
AUGUAUGAUCCAUUGUAUCUUGGAAGAUGCAGACUUAAACCAUAUUUUGUAGAAGUUAAAGGGUUUAUUGCAUUCGCAUUUGCAUUUGCUCAAGAAUGUUGUCGAAGAGAAGGAGGAGUAAGAUGUUUGUGUCUUAAAUAUAGAUAUAGAUGUAUAAUUAGUUAUCUAGAAGAAGUAGAAAAUCGUUUGAAGAGGAAGAGUUUUAGGAAAGAUUAUUGGAUUUGGACUUCAAAUGAAGAAAAACUUCUGAGUAAUGUACCAGAGACUCGUAAUACACAACAGGGUUCAACCAGUCGAUCACAUAUGAAAUAUGAAGGACAAUUUAAUCUAAUCAAUGACAUGGUUGUCGAUGUUCUUGGGGGUAAAUGUGAUAUAUGA